AUGGUUUCUAAACUCACUGACGAGAUUGCUACACAGAGAGAGAGGGCAAAGCAGAAGGAGGAGGAAACAACAUCACAAAUCAGCAUGCUGCAGCAACAGUUCAACUCUUUUAUUCAAUUUGCAGGGAUUCUUCCUCCUUGUUCUGGUGAUGCAGUUCGGGAUACAAAAGUUCUAGGCCUACUAGAUGAUAGCACCACAGAUGAUAAAUCAGAUCAUGUGUGUGCGACUGAGGAUGCGGAUGACGAAGAAGAUGAUGAGUGGGAGGUGAAUAAUCAAGAAAGUAUAAAGAAUAUCACAGGGUCUUCACAACAGCAGCAACAGGAGCACGACGAACUUGUCAACUCAGAGAUUCAUAGUCCUCAACCCACUGUAACCAAUAAAGAGAAAUUAGAGUUAACAGGCAUGGAUAAUACUAAACAAGAGAGUAAAUAUAAAGAUAAUGACAAUGAUGCAGGAAAAGACACUCAUAAUUCUAGAAAUAAUCAAGCUAUGAGUCAUACAGAGGAGAUAACAAUGAAGUCGAUGUAA
This is a messenger RNA of Capsicum annuum, 528 nucleotides long. RefSeq lists its product as uncharacterized. The record is from RefSeq and is a predicted model, not a curated record. Bases 1 to 528 code for a protein of 175 amino acids. Lineage: Eukaryota; Viridiplantae; Streptophyta; Magnoliopsida; Solanales; Solanaceae. The transcript has 2 exons.